AUGAGCGGUGGUGUCUACGGUGGUGACGAAGUCGGCGCCAUUAUAUUUGAUGUUGGACAUCAAAGUCUUCGCGUCGGAUAUGGCGGAGAGGAUUGUCCAAAAGCCGAAAUCCCGACCAGCCUCGGGGUGUGGGAGGACGCCCUUGAUAAUGCUGAUCAAACCAUUCCACAAUCUUCCAAGAAACAUUAUAACAUUGAUGUUACGGCUAUUCAAGUUCGGCGAAAAGACAUGGAGAUAGUAAGUAUGGUAAAGGACGGCAUGAUAGAAGAUUGGGACAUGUUCGAACGUCUGGCUGAGUAUACAUACAAACAAAGACUUCAUGCACUAUCUGAGCACCACCCGAUUCUAAUGUCCGAGUGUCCUUGGAACACACGUCCUAAAAGAGAAAAAUUAUUAGAGUUAAUGUUUGAAAAAUUCAACGUCCCCGCAAUGUAUAUUUGCAAAAAUGCCGUCCUAGCUGCUUACGCAAACGGAAGAUCGACGGCUAUGGUCGUCGAUAGUGGUGCGACUCACACAAGUGCCGUUCCUGUUCACGACGGCUAUGUCAUAACUCAAGGUAUCGUUAAAAGUCCACUGGGCGGGGAUUUUAUAACGAUGCAAUGCAGGCAAUUUUUUGAAGAAAAAAAUAUUGAACUUACUCCAGCUUGUUUGAUAUCCAGCAAAGAUGUAGUACGUGAAAGAGAUCCGCCUCGUUGGACAAAAAAGCCGGGUCUCCAGCCGACCUCUUCCUGGCUCAAUUAUAUGGUCCGCGAAGUUCUCCAGGAUUUUCAAAUUAAUUGCCUUCAAGUUGCGGACAAUCCUUACGACGAAGACGCAGCUAAUGCGUUGCCUCUGAAACAUUUUGAGUUUCCCACUGGUUAUAAUGAUGAUUAUGGAGCGAUCAGAUUGAUGAUUCCAGAAGCGUUAUUUGAUCCUAGUAAUGUCAAAGGUGUUGGAACCAGUAUCCUUGGAGUCGGUCCUCUAGUUACCACAAGUGUUGGAAUGUGUGAUAUGGAUAUAAGGCCUAGUUUGUAUGGAAGUGUUGUCGUAACUGGUGGAAAUUCUUGUCUACAAGGUUUCAGUGAUCGGUUAAACAGAGAUUUGGCCAGCAAAACUCCUCCGAGUAUGAGACUGAAAAUAAUCAACGCUAAUAGCUUAAACGAACGUCGCUUUGGCGCUUGGAUCGGCGGCUCAAUAUUAAGUUCUUUGGGAUCAUUUCAACAAAUGUGGUUAUCCCGUCACGAAUACGAAGAAUCUGGUAAAAUAAUUUUGGAUCGAUGUACUUAA
This is a messenger RNA of Cotesia congregata, 1266 nucleotides long. NCBI's taxonomy places the organism in Eukaryota, Metazoa, Arthropoda, Insecta, Hymenoptera, Braconidae. The record is from the annotation of a GenBank genome assembly.